AUGAACAGCCAAAACUCGAGCUCUGCCCCUAGCGGCAGCGAGGGUGCGGCUCUGCCGUGGAUACUGGAGCACCUUCUGGCAUAUCCCGGCAGCUACGAGAUCCCUCUACGCACCAUGUACACGCUCAACUCUUCACCCCGAAUGACGGAUCUAUCCAGCGUGUCUCCCACUUUGAAUGGCUCUGCUUUUUCGAAGGCCGGCACAACUCCAUCUCCAACUGGUUCUGCACCCUCUUCGCGUCAUGAGAAACACGGAUCUAGCGACUCUUCCAUGUCGGAUACCGCUGCUCGAUUUAAGGCCCAGAUGAUGGCCCAGAUAGCUCAGCUGCCAUCACAGCCAGCUUCUCUUCCGCCAAGCUUCAUCACCUCUUUCGUUCGACGGUCUUUCCCCCCUGUACUAGAGGAGGUAGAUUUUCCACAGGCCUUGACCGCGCUAGACUAUCUCCGAGACUUGGAAAACCGCCGCAAGAGAGAAGUUGUUAACGCCUUUGACAGAUUGGGCCUUACUGGAACCGAAAGCGAGAGACAGGAGCUCUCUAGACGGUACCCCGGUGUCCUGGCCUGGCUUAACAAAAUCCAGGAAAACGAGAGAAACGUCAUUGCCCUCUACACUCAAGUAUAUCUCCGCAUCCGAUAUUGGGCGCUAGUGAACGAGAUGCUUCUUACUCCGUUUAACAGAUACAAUUGCAUUGCCCUGUUGAACACUCUGUUUCCUCCACUGGAUUCCAGACCACCAACUCCACAUCUCAACGGAAAGCUGCUGCUAGAUCAUCGAAUGCGGUUCUAUGACUAUAUCUGCUCCUUUGAGAAAAAGGGUGUGCAGGUACUAAAACAUGUCAUCGAACAAGAUAAACGGCCAGAGGAUAAGACUGGUUGGCCGGUUGCUAGAUGCAUGAUUGAUAAGUACCUUGACUUGGCAAACAGCAUGAUUAGCGAAUGCUCCGAGGUCACCGGUUGCCAACACUUUGCAGAAGCCUCUGAAGGACAGCGCAAAGGACGAAAAGUCGACUCUGGAAUUAGCUUCACCUCUUCUGAGCGCCCCUCGACAAGUGGAAGCUCCUCCAGCAGUUCUAAAAACCUUACAAAGCCCUCCACACCACCAUCUCAAAGCCCGCAGCUUAAGGGUACAAAUGGAUCUACUCUAGAAAAAAUCGCUCGGGAAAUCAAGAAAUUAAAAUCUCGCGGCGAUCUAAGAGAUGCAGCCAAGGAACCUAAACGACCAAACACCGUCAAGAAGAUCAAGUCGUCGGGCCUCCUAAGGGAAACCAUGCGUGGUCUAUCCUUGAGUGAUGAGCCUACUUUUGACCCAGACAAGUUCAAGCAACAGAGAAAACAAUGGGAAGCAAAACAUGCACACAAGCUCAGACAAGCAGCUGAGUGA
Trichophyton rubrum CBS 118892 is the source of this 1380-nucleotide messenger RNA. RefSeq lists its product as uncharacterized. The coding region runs from base 1 to 1380 and encodes 459 amino acids. The record is from RefSeq and is a predicted model, not a curated record. Lineage: Eukaryota; Fungi; Ascomycota; Eurotiomycetes; Onygenales; Arthrodermataceae. The transcript is spliced from 2 exons.